This is a messenger RNA of Nerophis lumbriciformis (worm pipefish), 1949 nucleotides long. Its product is annotated as dynein regulatory complex subunit 4-like. The record is from RefSeq and is a predicted model, not a curated record. Gene Ontology annotation, biological process: cell motility. Gene Ontology annotation, molecular function: microtubule binding; small GTPase binding. Gene Ontology annotation, cellular component: motile cilium; microtubule; Golgi apparatus. NCBI's taxonomy places the organism in Eukaryota, Metazoa, Chordata, Actinopteri, Syngnathiformes, Syngnathidae.
UGUGGGUCUCCACGUAGCUAGUAGUUUUUACACUGUCCUUGGAGUCAUAGCAAGCAUGCCUCCUAAAAAAGGCAAAGGCAAAGGCAAAAAGGAAGGAAAGGCUCGUAAAGCCAAACCACCCGCAGAGCCCGAGCCUCCGCCCGAAUUGUCUGAGGAGGUGAAGGCCAUGAUAAAGCAAAUCGAGCAGCUCCAAAAAGAUGUGGAAAAUGAACUAAAGGAGAGAAACAAAUUCCAAUUGGAGGUGGACAUGAUCCGCACUUUCUGGGAGGGCACCGGCCAACAGCUGGAGGAGGCCAAUGCCCGGCUCAUCAACUUGUACAGCGAGAUCGAGACAGACGAGCUCAACCACAGGCAAGAGAUCAAAGAGUAUUUGGGAGAAAUCAAACUCUACAAGGAGGACUUCAAAAAGCAUCAGAAAGGGUUUCACAAGCACGUGCACAAAGAGGAGGACGCGGAUGUGAAGCCCUAUGAGAAGGAGCGGGGUGAAAUGAUCCUGGACGAGCAGCUGGACAUCGAGGACACUGUCAACACGGUAAAGAUGAAGCACAACGACUACCUGGCCAAAAAAAAAAAAGAGAUGAGGGAACAACUGCUGCAAACAGAGCAGAAGUACAAGAAGAAGCUGGAGCUGCUCCAACAUGACCUGACUAACAAAGAGAAGACCAAGCUGAGUGAGAGAGAACAUUACUGGAGCAGCCUCAUUCACAGUCUCCAACAAGACCACGACAAAAGGUACAGAGAAUUUGACGCUUUCCUUAAUGAGUGCAAGAAGAAAGACCUGCGUCACAAAGACAAGGUUAGCAAACAAAUUCAAGUGUUUGUCGCCACGGAAGAGAACAAAAAACAACGUAUGGUUGGAUCGCUGGAUGCCAUCAUGUUAAAACAAGAGAAAAAAAAAGUCCAGACGCAGAUCACAAAACUCCAGAAGCUCCUGAGAAACCCCAUUAGGAAGAAGCAUCCCAAUGAAAAAAUCAAACGUCAGGAACUGAGUGAAUUGAAACAAGAUUAUGAGCUCCGUGAUCAGAAGUUCAAGCAGCUUCAGCUGGACAUUGACGAGCUGCACAGGAAGUUCCAGCAGAACAUCCAGGACAUCAAGCAGAGAGCAGAUCAGGAGAAUGCACAACUGGAAGCCAAACUCAACUCCCUGACGGACAAACUCAGCGGGAUGCAAUCUCGAAUUUGCUCGCAACUCUUCGGCAUCAACCUCGCCACCCUUGGUGGACUGAUAAACACAGCGGGGGACAACCUGACCUCGGCAGACACGGGAACUACCCAGGAGCACUGGAGCCGGAAUACCAGACUCAACCAGACCGUCGCCUGGCAGCUACAAAAUGUGAAAGAGCUUCUGCAGCGAGAUGUUGAGACUGCAGUCAAGGAGAGGACUGCUCUGACCAAACUGAUCAAUGAAAAGAUUGAUGAGCUGUUCCAGGCAAAGAACGAGCUACAAAAAGUCACUUUGGACCUUUUGGAGGCAAUAAAGACUAAUUCUGGAAAAGUCCUGCAGGAUUCUGCUACAGAACCCGUUGAGCCAGAGGUCCAUCUCCAGGACGACAGGCAGCCGAUGGGUGGCCUGAUGGACGAGAUUGUGAAAAUUGCGUGCAAGAAUCCUGCGGACGAUUUUGGAGCCAACGUGACCUCCUUGAUAUUUGACCCGGUCAUGGACAUGCAGCUGAGAAACACAAAGGAGCUCCUUCAGAGUCACACCGAGAUGGCCACCAAGAGGCGGACCCAGCUAAUCUUGCUGUUAAAUGACAAAACGCACGAGCUGCACAACAUCCAAAGCAAAGUCAAAGAAACCUAUCUGCAGCUGAAAAGGCAGAAAAUAGUCGCGUCUAAAAACCUAAACGUAGAGGAUGCUUUGUUGCUCCUCACCAUAAUGUGACGGCCAUCUUGCAUCAAGUCAGUCAUUAUAAAAUGAUUGUGCAUAAUAAAAAAAACAUUUGCCGUAA